Messenger RNA from Nylanderia fulva, 1971 nucleotides. Its product is annotated as BTB/POZ domain-containing protein 1. The record is from RefSeq and is a predicted model, not a curated record. Lineage: Eukaryota; Metazoa; Arthropoda; Insecta; Hymenoptera; Formicidae. Gene Ontology annotation, biological process: neurogenesis. Gene Ontology annotation, cellular component: P-body; cytosol. Gene Ontology annotation, molecular function: protein binding.
AUAUAUGUAUGGCCACGUCCCGUGCGUCAUCUCAUCAGAGGGUGUAAAGAUGUAUCUAUGCAUGCCACACUGUAAUGUCAUUCUUAUGCGAGUCUCAGAUAAAGCAAUUUGACAUGUUACGGAAGUAGAUUGCUGGUAUUUAAAAUCCAUUGCAAAAUAUUUGACGUUGCAUUGACGGUAAGAUGUAUAUGGCAUACAAUUCUUUAUACUCCAUCGUCCAUCUGACAGAUAAGAUAAGGCAGGGUGAUCUGAAAGUUGAGUGUACAUACACACGAGUGUACAUACAUACUGGUUCGUAAAGAUGAGCUGUGACUGGCAGACCAGCAAGCAGAAAAUCUCAGAGCGCGGCCAGUACUUGUUGGAGACAGGACAAUGGUCCGAUUGCAAAUUUAUCGUCGGACAGGAACCGCAACAGCAGACUCUCAAGGGCCACAAAUUGUUCCUGGCAAUGUCUAGUCCAGUCUUUGAAGCUAUGUUCUUCGGUGGCAUGGCAGAGAAGAAUGAUCCAAUACCGAUAAAGGAUGUUCAACCUGAAGCAUUUAAGGCACUGUUGGAAUAUAUAUAUACGGAUAAAGUAGAGCUGGGCUCUUUCGAAUUGGCUUGCGAGUUAUGUUAUUGUGCCAAGAAGUACAUGCUGCCAUGCUUAGUAGAGGAAUGCACAAAGUAUCUGUGGUCAGAUCUCUCGCCGAAAAAGGCGUGCAGAGCAUACGAGUUUGCUCAGCUGUUUGAAGAACCUGUAUUGAUGGACAAGUGUUUACAGAUCAUACGCACAAAGACGGAUGAAGUAUUAAAGGAAUCUAGUUGGGAGGAGGUAGAGCUAGGAACGCUUCUCAAGGUCUUGGAACAAGACAAUUUGCAGGUCAAUUCGGAGAUUGAAUUGUUUACUGGAGUGGAACGAUGGGCUAAGGCAGAAUGUUCUAGAAAAUCUCUUGAUCCGAUCAAUGGAAAAUGUUUAAAGUCUGUUAUUGGAAACGCCCUUUCAAAGAUAAGAUUCUUGAGUUUGUCUCCGCAAGAUUUUGCAGAGGGUCCUGGUAUGUCUCCUCUGCUCACAAAAGACGAGGCUUUUGCUAUACUAAUGAAUAUAUUAUGUACUGGCAACAAAACACCUAUGCCUGAAGGUUUCUGCACUAAUUCAUGUACCAGAGUAAGGCUAGUGACGACUCAAACUAUAAUUUCUCCUAUUUUUUCUUCUUUGAAGAAACCAUUUUUACCUACAUAUGGUCCAUUAAAUAUUCCUAUGCGCAAUGGCUUUAUAUUAAAUGAUGGGGAAUCUAGCAGUAGUGCAAUGCGAGAAACUUCACCAGUUUUGGGAGAGAGGCACGAGCAAGGCAUGAAUAAGGAUUCUGGAAAUUUAUCAAAUUUCACCUCCACGGGGGUGGUCGUACGCGAGGGACCAAAAUAUUAUUGCCUCAGAACAAUUGUUCAACAAACAGAUUGCUUGAAUACAAACGUACUGGAUUGUUCCGUCACAUUCAGUGUGGAUAAAAAUAUUUGUGUAGUGGGUGUACAGGUGCCUACGCAAAUAGCCUCGGCGAGCAGUUUUACUCACGCUAUACAUGGUGAUACGUCUUACACCGAAAUCUUGUACGCUCAUCUUCUCGACUGCGAUGGCACACGUUUGACGUACACGCAUUUCACUACUAAAGCGAAUUUUGGUACUCUCGUGGAAAUUACUUUUAAUCGACCAGUUUAUAUUCAGAAGCAUAAGGUUUACCGAGUUGGAGUGGUAUUUAAUAAGGCUGGAUGGUAUCCAGUAGGGGUUUGUGCCCAAAACAUGUCCUGUGAUUCUGUAUUUUUCUCAUUUGGAGUGGGAAAUAGUGCACAUGCAAUUCGUGAUGGUCUUGUUCGGUCUAUAGUUUUCACGUAUCAUUAGCAUCUUCGAGAACAUUGGAUGACAAGAAAUUAUGCAAUGUACUUUUGGACUUAAAAAAAAGAAUCUACUCGUAUGUUGUAGAGCAGCAGAAAGCAUAA